This is a messenger RNA of Stylophora pistillata, 2524 nucleotides long. Its product is annotated as cationic amino acid transporter 2. The record is from RefSeq and is a predicted model, not a curated record. Gene Ontology annotation, biological process: transmembrane transport; amino acid transport. Gene Ontology annotation, cellular component: plasma membrane. Gene Ontology annotation, molecular function: amino acid transmembrane transporter activity. Lineage: Eukaryota; Metazoa; Cnidaria; Anthozoa; Scleractinia; Pocilloporidae.
UUACCAUUCUUGGGUGAGUGAAGCGAAAAAACACUGCGUCUCAAUGGCCUCCUGUCUUAAAGCUUUUUCUCGGAAGAAAUUCGUCGAUCCAAACACUUUAACAUCGACUCAACUCAACCGUUGUCUGUCGAUUUUUGACCUGACACUUUUGGGAAUUGGAAGCACAUUAGGAGCCGGUAUUUAUGUACUGGCCGGUGAUGUCGCACGUAACGACUCCGGACCCAGCAUUGUAAUUUCAUUUUCGAUCGCCGCUGUUGCGUCCAUUCUUUCCGGCCUGUGCUAUGGCGAGUUUGGAGCGCGGGUUCCUAAAGCUGGCUCGGCGUACGUUUACAGUUACGUAACGAUAGGCGAGUUGUGUGCUUUCAUAAUAGGAUGGAACUUGCUUUUGGAAUAUGUCAUUGGAACAUCAUCAGUCGCCAGAGCAUGGAGCGAAUAUUUUGAUUCGAUCUUUGACGACAGAAUUCAGAACUUUACCCUCUCAAAAAUCGGAAAAAUACACGUCACUGGCCUUGCAGAAUACCCGGACUUACUAUCCGUCCUGGUAAUUCUAAUAUUGACCGGAGUUUUACUCGUCGGUAUAAAGAAAACCUCCUUGUUCAACACCUUGUUCACUGGAAUCAAUUUAUUCAUCAUCCUAUUUAUCGUGUGCGUUGGUUUGUAUUAUGCCGAGGGUAAGAACUGGACAGAUGACUUUGUUCCUUAUGGAGGGUCCGGGGUCCUUGCCGGAGCUGCGACCUGCUUCUAUGCGUUCGUUGGUUUUGACGUGAUCGCUACAGCCGGGGAGGAAGCGAGGAAUCCUAGCAGAGGAAUACCAAUUUCUAUCGUCUUAGCCCUGACGUUUUGUUUUCUGGCGUAUUUCGGUGUGUCUGCCAUACUAACCCUUAUGUGGCCCUACAAAAAUCUACCCGACGGAGGAGCAUUACCGAAGGUGUUCGCACUGAGAGGCGCACCUUGGGCCAAAUAUGUGAUCGCCAUCGGCGCCCUCUGUGGACUGACGUCAUCUCUACUCGGGGCACUGAUACCAAUACCUAGAAUGCUGUAUUCUAUGGCGAGCGACGGGGUAAUUUUCAAAUUUUUGGCUAAAGUGAACCCAAGGACAGAGGUACCAGUGGUCGCAACGAUAAUAUCUGGAGCGUUCUCUGCACUUUUAGCCCUAAUCUUUGACCUGGAUUCUCUGGUAGAAAUGAUGUCCAUUGGCACACUCUUAGCGUAUACCAUAGUUUCUCUGUGUGUUGUAAUCUUGAGAUACCAGCCAGAAAGUAUUGGACUGACCAAAGAAUCGAGCCAACAAGACGAAAGUUCUCCGCUACUGGGUGGGAGUGGAGUCCAACAAACAACGCAGUGGACCGCUCAGUUAGCACUUUAUGGUAUCAGUGCUGGCACCAUUGCUUCCGCAGGCCUCAGUGCUGUGAUAAUCUUUGGCUCACAUGCCUUGUUACAAGCCAAAUGGUGGGCAGUGAUUAUUUUAGUACUAAUGGGCCUGCUGCAGAUUGGAUCUAUUCUGCUACUCCUUUGGCUGCCCCAGAAUAAGGUGCCCCUAGCGUUUAAGGUCCCCUAUGUUCCCAUAUUACCUCAACUGUCCGUUUUCAUCAACUUAUUUCUCAUUUUGAAGCUCUCUUACUUGACGUGGCUCAGAUUCGCUGUUUGGAUGGUGAUCGGAAUGAGCAUCUAUCUGUUCUAUGGAAUUCGGCACAGCGUGGAGGGUGAAAUACAAAAUAAUGGGAACAGAAAUCGCAACCAUACUAUGCACUGAGGUUCAACUGAAGAGAGCGUGCCUCAGUGACAGAUGACGAAUGAGAGAGUUCUAGAUCUAAAGAUAGACUCCGGGUUAACUUGAAAUUUUUACAGUGUAAAUGUCUUUUAGAUUCUUUACAUGGUUUACUGGAGAAAAAUAUAUAUUAUUUAAGUAUUAGUACAUUUUUUCUCCUUGUUGGUUAACAUCAUCAUUUUUUCGCAUGAUGUCUUAGGUGAUUUUUAGCUUUGAGGAAUUUUUUUCUUUCUUUACUCGAAAAAAGAGUAUUUUAUUGAUUGAAUCUGCGACUUUAAAAACCGUAAAGAGCUUCGCGAAGCGAGCAAGCUGCGAAACACGAUACCUUGAGUUAUUCAACUGAAUGACAAAUGGUAGGACAGUGGAUAGGUGGAAUCGCGGAAUAUCUUAUACCGCGGAAUGACGGAAUAUCCUAAAACGCGGUAUGUCUUUUUAAAGGGAAUAUAAGCCUAAAAAAAUGGAAUUGUAAUAAAAUUGGCAAAAAGAUUAUUUAUGAUGGACAGGCGAAAUUAAAAGAAGCACUGGUAAUCAUUGUUGGAACCCAGGGGAUUGGGGAACCAUCGGUGAGGCUCUCGAGCUAACCCCCUUAAAUUAUUAUUAUAUUGCUGUUGAUAUCAUUAUUACUAAUACUAUAAUUUGUUACCAUUUAAUUAUUGGUUGAAUUUUAAUUAGACGAUAUACUCUCGAAUCAGCUUUUUCUUGUGGAACAAUGUACUCAGAAAUGUGUGGGAUACAAAUAGAAUAUGUGUGGAUAUA